AUGGAAAUCAUUACGGAAGGGUUCUACUCGAACCUUUUCCGUUCAUCAACUCCUGUGUCAAGCCCGAACAUCCCCACUGGUGAAGCUCCAGCACGGAUUCUCCCUUCGGAAGUACGAGUCGCUAUCAAGAGCAUGAAACCUGGCACUGCCCCCGGACCUGAUUUUAUAUCAGCAGACUUUCUUCGGGUUCCGCUUCAUGUAAUCUUAGCAGCGCACAUGACAUUCUACCUUCAGAAAGAAAGGAUCCCAGACCAGUGGAAGACCUCGCGAACCGUUCUUAUCCAUAAGAAAGGUGACCGAGAGGACCUUCGGAACUACCGUCCGAUAUGCUUGCUGAGCGUGUUAUACAAAGUAUUCACCAAGAUCAUCCUCACGCGCAUAUCUAGGACGCUGGAUGAAUCCCAGCCUCAAGAACAAGCUGGAUUCCGCCAGCUGCUUGGACCACAUCCAGACCGUGUCGAGAGUCAUAGAGGUUUGCCGGGAAUACCGCCUGCCCCUUGUUCUAACCUUCGUCGACUAUGA
Messenger RNA from Necator americanus (New World hookworm), 522 nucleotides. RefSeq lists its product as uncharacterized. Bases 1 to 522 code for a protein of 173 amino acids. The record is from RefSeq and is a predicted model, not a curated record. The transcript has a single exon. Lineage: Eukaryota; Metazoa; Nematoda; Chromadorea; Rhabditida; Ancylostomatidae.